AUGCGCUCAUCCUUCCUGCAUGGUGGCGAUGCUGCCUGCCUGGUGGUAAACACGAUAGUAAUCGAGUUGACGCAAAACAUAUUUUGUGCGCACACGGCCAACACGAACGACACAGGUACAUGCGACAAGUGGUCCUCCUCCUCCUCCGUUGGUGGACCCAUUGAGCAACGACGACGCGGUGAAGGAAGUGUUUCUCGUUGUGGCGGUCGGUGGCGAAACCAAUUGAUUCGAGAGUGCGAUGAUUGUGUUGAAUUGACGCUUCAAAAAUUAUUGCGGGAAAUAAAAAGAAUGCGGCGUAGGUCUAGAAUGAAGGUUCUUAAGAUCUUGCAGUCUUUCUCGCAAGGUACAUUCAUUGCUUUUGUGCUGCUCCUUUUGUACUGUGGACUAAGCUUAGCAGAACCUGGCUAUCUGGAUUUUGACAAUUUGCCGGAAACGAAUUUUACGUGCGCCGGCAAAGUUAUCGGUGGAUACUACGCCGACCUGGAAGCGUCCUGUCAAAUGUUCCACGUGUGUACGAUAGGCCAAGGCGAUGAACCGAUGGACAUCAAGUUUCUGUGUCUCAAUGGAACGGUUUUCGAUCAGGAAACACGCGUCUGCGAACGCGUCGAUGAGGUUGAUUGCUCUAAAUCGGAAAGGUUCUAUUACCUAAACCUCGAACUGUAUGGAAAUACUAUCAUCCCUGCACCGGAAGAGAGCAGCUCGGAGGACACCUCCAGCAGUGCUAGCAGUUCGUCGUUGACGACAUCCACGACGACCACAACGACAACUACAACCACAACGAGAAGACCAACAACAACAACGCCAUCUCGUAGAUACAUCUUUAACAACAGUAAAGGAACCUCUUCGAGUGCCGCAACCGCGCCGAACCACUCCUACCCGUCUUCGACUCCAAAAGCACCGGAAGACGACGAAGAGUACGAAUAUGACGACGACUACGAAGAGAAGGGUGGCGAAAGUCCAUCACUUCCAACGAUUCAAGAUGAUGGCACUUUUUCGCCUCAACAAUUCACACUGCACCAACAGAGUCAGACCAGUCAACCAAAGCCGCAGGACUCGGUGAAACCCGGCAGCAAACCGGCCGUAUCUUUCCAGCAGCAACACUUUCAGAACGGUGGAACGCUGGCAGUGACUAACUCGCAUGUAACCGUCACUACACACACUACUAGCAUUAACGGAACCGGUAGUCCUAAGAAAAAUUCUCAACAGUUUAACCUAACACAAAAGGAGAAGGUUAUCCUUGAGCAUCAGAAAGCUCAACAGCAACAGGCUUUCCUACAGCAGCAGAUGCUCGCCAAGCAGCACGAGGAACUGCAAAGGAAGCAACAGGAAGCUGCCGUUCAGCAGCAACAGAAAGCCAUCCAGCAGCAACAGAAACAAGUCCAGCAGCACGAGUCCGAAAUCAAAAACCAUCAGGCACUGCUCUUGCUGCAUCAGCAGAAAAUAUCCCGACAGCAGCAGAAGCAGAUGCCAUCGACGACGCGACCUCCGAUCUACAACCCGUACGUGACCAUUAAUCCUCAGUCGCAACAGCAAGCUCAAGCACCAAAGAGAAUUCCGCUUCUCGCGGCGGAGAUCCCCCUUGGACCACCGGACCAUUCCCCACAGCAUCCGCAGCAGCCGCCCAGCGCUUCCCAGUUGGCUCCCUUUCGGCUGCGGGCCCAGGGUUUUAAGCUUCCCUCCCAGCAGCGGCCCGACUUGCUCGAGCAGGAGGAUCGCUUCGAAGGCUACCGGAGGCAGUCACCCCCACAGGUCUCCUUGCACCUACCCUUUGAACAGCUGCGUCACCAAAAAGACAUAUCGCUUCAGUUUGAUCCCGACGUCGAGGACCUCACCCAGAUCCCGCAGCACAAGGAGCUCAAACGGUCCGAUCCGCCGAUCCACAGUUCGAUCCACGGCAACCACCCUGCCCCGCUACCGGCCGCAAAAAGUGCAAUAGCCAAGCUGCCCGCGUCACCAACGCUGAAAACCAGCGAAUCAAAGCCCGCGAUUCUGGUGACCCCGGAACCGGCCACCGCUAGCUUCCAGGGCGACGACGCCGUCGAGUACGAUUACGAGGAAGACUACAGCUCCGAAGCGGCCGCGGAUACUCCAGCCAACAAUCCUAGUUUAGAUAGCGUUAAGUCAAACACAAAUAGCGAAAUUGUAGUUGCGAGCAAGCGCUCCGGAGAGAAUCAGCUCAGCGUCCAUACGGUCAGUGCCGGUGGCGGCACCCCUAGCAAGACUAGCAUUCCAAGCAGCAGUAGCUCUAAUAGUAGCAAUAGUUCUAAGGGAAAACCCAAUACUAGUAGAUUUAUAAUAAACAACGAACACCACAAAAGUUCACCCAGUCCGUACGGUCGUGGUCGAGCUUCGACAACGGGAUCGACGGUGUCGCAAAGGCGGCCCAGCUAUUUCGCUCAAUCGCCGAAAGUGAUUGUAACCACCAGCACUUCGAUUCGUGACAACAACGGACGAACGAUCAACUAUUCUGUCAGCAGCAGUGAACCGUCGGCGCCUUCGACGACCGCUUCCAGUCAGCCAGUAGCCAGAAGCAAACCCGAAGGUGCGGUACGCUCAUACGAUGAGUACAAAGAUGACGACGUGCUCACGGAUCCCUUCUUCCUCGACGUGCCCAGAGUUCCAGGACGCUCCAAGCGAGACACGUUCCCAGUGCGAAAGCAACGGAACCAGUUCGUGUUUAUUGUUCCUCGGUUCAUGUGA
Messenger RNA from Sabethes cyaneus, 2700 nucleotides. RefSeq lists its product as uncharacterized. Gene Ontology annotation, molecular function: chitin binding. Lineage: Eukaryota; Metazoa; Arthropoda; Insecta; Diptera; Culicidae. Gene Ontology annotation, cellular component: extracellular region. The record is from RefSeq and is a predicted model, not a curated record. The transcript is spliced from 8 exons. The coding region runs from base 1 to 2700 and encodes 899 amino acids.